CAUGUCUUUCUCUUUUGUUUUUGCUGCAGCCAACUGGGUACAUGGAAAACUCCGUCUCCUACAGCGCUAUUGAAGACGUUCAGCUGCUGUCCUGGGAGAAUGCCCCGAAGUACUGUUUACAGCUCACAAUUCCUGGGGGAACUGUCUUACUGCAGGCUGCCAACAGCUACCUGCGGGACCAGUGGUUCCAUUCUCUGCAGUGGAAGAAAAAGAUUUACAAAUAUAAGAAAGUCCUGAGUAACCCAAGCCGUUGGGAGGUUGUCUUGAAGGAGAUCCGAACUCUGGUGGACAUGGCCCUGACAUCCCCCCUGCAAGAUGACUCCAUCAACCAAGCCCCACUGGAAAUUGUCUCAAAACUGCUCUCAGAGAACACAAACUUGACGACCCAGGAGCAUGAAAACAUCAUUGUGGCAAUCGCCCCUUUGCUGGAAAACAACCAUCCACCACCAGAUCUCUGUGAAUUCUUUUGCAAGCACUGCAGAGAGCGGCCCCGGUCCAUGGUGGUCAUCGAGGUGUUCACGCCCGUGGUCCAGAGAAUCCUCAAGCAUAACAUGGACUUUGGGAAGUGCCCGCGACUGAGGCUGUUUACUCAGGAGUAUAUCCUUGCCUUGAACGAGCUCAACGCGGGGAUGGAGGUGGUGAAGAAGUUCAUUCAGAGCAUGCACGGCCCCACAGGGCACUGCCCUCACCCCCGGGUCCUGCCCAACCUGGUGGCCGUGUGCCUGGCUGCCAUCUACUCCUGCUAUGAAGAGUUCAUCAACAGCCGCGACAAUUCCCCAAGCCUGAAGGAGAUCCGGAACGGCUGCCAGCAGCCCUGCGACCGGAAGCCCACCUUACCUCUGCGCCUUCUGCACCCCAGCCCGGACCUGGUGUCUCAGGAAGCCACGCUGUCCGAGGCACGGCUCAAGUCGGUGGUCGUGGCCUCCAGUGAGAUCCACGUGGAGGUGGAGCACACCAGCACUGCCAAGCCGGCGCUGACGGCCAGCGCGGGCAACGACAGUGAGCCCAACCUCAUCGACUGCCUCAUGGUCAGCCCUGCCUGCAGCACCAUGAGCAUCGAGCUGGGUCCCCAGGCUGACCGCACGCUCGGCUGCUACGUGGAAAUCCUCAAGCUGCUGUCCGACUACGAUGACUGGAGACCGUCUCUGGCCAGCUUGCUUCAACCCAUUCCAUUCCCCAAAGAAGCCCUCGCCCACGAGAAGUUCACCAAGGAACUGAAGUAUGUGAUUCAGAGGUUCGCCGAGGACCCACGACAAGAGGUGCACUCCUGCCUGCUGAGCGUGCGGGCCGGCAAGGACGGCUGGUUUCAGCUCUACAGCCCCGGAGGGGUGGCCUGCGACGACGAUGGGGAGCUGUUCGCCAGCAUGGUGCACAUCCUCAUGGGCUCCUGUUACAAGACCAAAAAAUUCCUGCUCUCCCUGGCGGAAAACAAGCUGGGACCCUGCAUGCUCCUGGCGCUGAGGGGCAACCAGACCAUGGUGGAGAUCCUGUGCUUGAUGCUGGAGUACAACAUCAUCGACAACAACGACACCCAGCUGCAGAUCAUCUCAACCCUGGAGAGUACUGGUGUGGGGAAGCGCAUGUACGAGCAGCUGUGCGACCGGCAGCGGGAGCUGAAGGAGCUGCAAAGGAAAGGCGGGCCCACCAGGCUAACACUGCCCUCCAAGUCCACAGACGCAGACUUGGCUCGGUUGCUGAGCUCUGGCUCCUUCGGAAACCUGGAGAACCUCAGCUUGGCCUUCACCAAUGUCACCAGUGCCUGCGCUGAGCACCUCAUCAAACUGCCUUCUCUCAAGCAGCUGAACCUGUGGUCCACUCAGUUUGGAGACGCCGGCCUGCGCCUCCUGUCGGAACACCUCACCAUGCUCCAGGUGCUGAACCUGUGCGAGACGCCUGUCACCGAUGCUGGCCUGUUGGCCCUCAGCUCCAUGAAGAGUCUCUGCAGUUUAAACAUGAACAGCACCAAGCUCUCGGCCGACACCUAUGAAGAUCUGAAGGCCAAGCUCCCCAACCUGAAGGAGGUGGACGUCCGCUACACGGAGGCCUGGUGAAGCUCCGUGCAGGAAGGAGUCUGCAGCCGCAACACACAACUCUUGACUAAUAGCCGUAGAGCGCCAGGCCUGGGUCCCACCCAGCCUCCUGGCUGUGCGAUAGAUGGGGGUCUUUCUGGGGGCAGAGGGCGCUGGGGGAGGGGGAGGGGAAGGUCAUGAGCACGCCCAGCCCCCGCCUAAUUCUCUUAGCUUCAUAAUUGGAACCUUGACCUGAUCU
Molecule: messenger RNA, 2268 nt
Organism: Myotis brandtii (Brandt's bat)
Lineage: Eukaryota; Metazoa; Chordata; Mammalia; Chiroptera; Vespertilionidae
Gene: CMIP
Product: c-Maf inducing protein
Exons: 20
Coding region: 42-2051 (669 amino acids)
Cellular component (GO): cytosol; nucleoplasm
Source: RefSeq, a predicted model, not a curated record